Molecule: messenger RNA, 798 nt
Organism: Aspergillus aculeatus ATCC 16872
Lineage: Eukaryota; Fungi; Ascomycota; Eurotiomycetes; Eurotiales; Aspergillaceae
Exons: 3
Coding region: 1-798 (265 amino acids)
Cellular component (GO): intracellular anatomical structure
Molecular function (GO): oxidoreductase activity, acting on NAD(P)H, oxygen as acceptor
Source: RefSeq, a predicted model, not a curated record
AUGCCUCUCUACCAACCUUCCGAUGUGAACCGACAUGUCCUGUCCCAGUUCUCCCUUAAAGGCAAAGUGGCCGCCGUGACCGGGGGAGCCCGGGGAAUCGGGCUGGAGGUGGUGCGUGGGCUCGCCGAAGCCGGGGUCGACGUGGCCCUGAUUUACAGUUCCAACGCCGAGGCCCAGGAGUCGGCUGCCCAAAUCGCCGCCGACAACAAUGUCCGUGUCCAGGCCUAUCAGUCCGACGUCACCACCCGCAGCACCAUUGCCGCUACCCUCAACCAGAUUGCAGAGGACUUCGGCCACUUGGAUGUGGUCGUCGCCAACGCGGGGGUGUGUACCAAUCGCCCCAACCUGGAGUACACCGAGGAGGACUGGCAUCAGGACAAUUCGGUCAACUAUGAUGGCGUGAUGUGGACAGCUCAGGCCGCCGGUCGUAUCUUCAAAAAGCAGGGUCGGGGCAACCUGAUCGUGACCGCCUCGGUCAGCGCGACCCUGGUCAACAUCCCUCAGACACAAGUGGCGUACAAUGCCUCUAAGGCGGCAGCCGUGCAUCUAGCGAAAAGUUUAGCCGUGGAGUGGGCCGACUUUGCCCGUGUAAACUGCAUUUCGCCGGGCUUCAUCAUGACCAAGAUGCUCACGCAACAACCCCCGGAGCUGUUCGAGAAAUGGCUCUCGAUGAUCCCGGGCCGAAGAAUCUGUGAGCCAGCUGAGCUCGAAGCGGCGUAUGUAUCCCUGGCGAGUGAUGCUUGCUGCUAUAUGACGGGAGCCGAUAUGAUCAUUGAUGGUGGAUACACUCUGCCAUGA